CAAAGGAUUCCAAACUUCACGCAUACAACUAUUAUAAAGAUUAUGAUUACUACAACUACUAAUAAAAAUGUAUCUUUUAAUACAUUUUCCAGCGUUCAGAUAAACAGCCUGAUAAACAUUGCUCGUCAGCAGCAUUGCAGUUGUAAAACGCUCAAUUACACCGACAAGUUGGCUGAAAAUUUCUGUGUAAAAUAACGUUAAAUCACGCAAUUCCCACUUCCAAAAUUGUUUUACGCUAGCGCUUUGAUAUCGGUAAGCAACCUUACUUCAAAAUAAAAUGAUUAAUUACUUAAUUAGACCCAAAAGAUCAUUCAUUCACUCAUCCAUUCAUUGACUCUGGAAUGUAGUACCAAAUGUCAUCAGUUAAAGUUGAAUUAUCAAAGGAAAUUUUACUGUUAUAGCUAGUCUCUCAAGUAAUCGACUCCGAGUUUGCCACCGGUGCCGCUUCACUAGGUGCCAACCAUAAUUGCCAUAUCCGAAUGCUGUGGUCCAGUUCAAUUCAAAUUUCACUGUACAUUUUACAAUGCAUAUCUAUAUGUAGACUUGGCUACAUUUAUACAAUAUGCCAUACAUACUGUACAGUAAAUUAUUUGGGCAGUGACAUCAUUUUUUGUUGUUUUGGCUCUGUAGAACAUUGUAGUCUAAAUAAAACGAUGAAUAUGAGGUUAAAAAUGAUUGUAAAGCCUAAAAAGGGGCUGUCAUUCCAACACGGGCCACCUGAUAUGGAUGAAUACCCUCAAAUUAGAGCUGACAGUCUGCACUUUAACUUCAUUUUCAAAUCCAACGUGCUGCCCUACAGAGCCAAAACAACAAAAAUGUUUCACUGUCCAAAUACUCCGACCGCAUUAUAGUUAGUUAUGAAUAAAUUAACCUAAUGGCAUAAAUACAUGUCCUGCGAUAGAUUGGCGACCUGUCCAAGGUGUAUUCCUUUCCUGCCUCGCCAAAUGCACGCUAGGGAUAGGCUCAAAUACUCCGCGUGACCCUGACAGUGACCCUGACCAGGAAUAAACAGGUAUAGAUAAUGGUUGGAUGGUUGGAAUGAAUACAUGAAUAAAAUGAUCUGCCAAAUUAAACGGAUGUCAAAAGAAGGAAGUGCGAUCUAACUCCACCUAUCGGCACCGAGAAGAAAAAUUUCUCUUUGACAGACGUGGUUUGCCCGGUGCGCCUCACUUGCCUGCUGUCAGCGUAAUCAGUAGCCCACUAACAUGACAACAAAGUGGGGAAUAUCUAGCACAGGAAAGAUCAGCCAUGACUUCACCGUGGCUUUGAAGACUCUGCCCCCGGGAGACCACCAGGUAGUAGCUGUGGCCGGCCGUGGCUUAGAGCGUGCGCAGGAAUUUGCCAAGAAGCAUAACAUUCCCAAAGCCUAUGGGAACUAUGAGGAGCUGGCCAAUGACCCAGAGAUUGAUGUGGUAUACGUUGGCACCAUUCAUCCAUGCCAUCUCCCUGCGUGCCUGCUGUACAUGAACGCCGGAAAGAACCUGUUAUGCGAGAAGCCGUUUUCCAUGAACUCUGGGGAAGUGCAGAAACUCAUCACUUCUGCCAGGAAAAACAACGUUUUCCUGAUGGAGGCCAUGUGGACGCGCUUCUUCCCCGCCUCUCGGGAGAUCAGCCGAAUCCUGUCCCAGGGGGAGCUGGGGGAGGUGAAGGUGGCGCGGGCUGAGUUCGGGGUACCCUCAAUGCACGUGCCCCGGUCGGUGGAGAAGGAGCUGGGAGGGGGGGCGCUGAUGAACAUCGGGGUCUACUGCGUGCAGUUUGCGCUGAUGGUGUUCGACGGGGAGAGGCCUGAGACCAUCCAGGCCUCUGGAUUCUGUCUGGACUCAGGUGUGGAUGAGGCCAUGGUGGUUACUUUGAUGUUCUCGCGGAACAGGAUAGCCGUGUGCAUUUGCUCUGUCGCGGCCCAGCUCCCCAAUGAAGCCGUCAUCGUUGGAACGAAGGGGAGCAUCAAGAUCCCAGCUAACAUGUGGUGCCCCACCGCCCUGGUGGUGAACGGGAAGGAGGAGGAGUACCCACUGCCCCAGCCUUCCUUGCCGCUCAACUUUGUGAACAGCACCGGGUUGCGCUACGAGGCCGAGGAGGUGCGCCAGUGCCUCCUGAAAGGGCUGAAGGAGAGCUCUCGGAUGUCGCUGUCGGACUCGGCCCUGCUGAUGGAGAUUAUGGAUGAAGCCAGGAGGCAGGUGGGGGUGCUGUACAGCCAGGACAUCCAGUGACCCUGGGUUCCGCUACCUCACACACUGACCCCUCCUCCCAUUCACACUGACCAAUAAAGCGGUCCCAUCAUCCAGAUGACAUCAUUAAAUGUGCUUAUCAAAUGAAUAGGAGCAUUGACACUCGUGUCACGAAGAUUCCCAAAAAAGACUACAUAUGGUCACGUAAUCAUCCCCCUACCCAUGGAAGACAGGUUUUAUUUAAAAAGAGCAAUCUGUGAUUUGACAUUUAAAUGAUUUGGUGACUAUGUUGCUUAUGGUACAGAUAAUAAUCCCUGUCCCAUCUUAAAAAAAAUGAUUGAGAUUUAAAUGAAAUUUCUGCUGCUUGUAGAGACAAUUCAUGUAGGGUUUUUAUUUAUUUUUUUUGAUUGAUGCCAACUACAUGCUAGUUCACCAAUCUUUGUGCAUUGGCUAAUAUGGUGGAAUCAGUGAGUAGGAUGUGUCAUCCUCAUUUUGUAAAGUUUGGCUGAUUAUUUAAAAAAAGGUUAAAAAUUUG
This is a messenger RNA of Anguilla anguilla (European eel), 2703 nucleotides long. It is a transcript of the gene dhdh.2, whose product is annotated as dihydrodiol dehydrogenase, tandem duplicate 2. Bases 1206 to 2210 code for a protein of 334 amino acids. The record is from RefSeq and is a predicted model, not a curated record. NCBI's taxonomy places the organism in Eukaryota, Metazoa, Chordata, Actinopteri, Anguilliformes, Anguillidae. The transcript has 7 exons. Gene Ontology annotation, molecular function: nucleotide binding.